AUGGCUCUUUCGGUUACUAAAAAUUUGCUAGGACUGGAAGAAGUCACUUCGGAGUUUUACAGAAUUUUAUAUUCUCUUUCCAGUGAAGUUGAUAAAGUCCUGGCUGGCCUGGAAAUAUUAUCCAAAAUAUUUGACCAACAAAGUUCUCCAUUGUUGACACGGCUUAUCCAGCAGGCUAGCAGUCAGGGUGGCGAUCAGGAGUUGGAAAAUCUAGUUGUGAAGCUCUCUGUCCUGAAGGACCUCCUGUCAUCUAUGGAGCGCAAGGCAUUGAAAGCACUACAGGAGAUGAGUUCCUGCCCCAGCUUCACGUCGCAGUCUUCGAUGUUCUCUCACACAGCACCUCGGAAGGCGAAGAGUAUUCCUGUGCAAGCAUUUGAGGUGAAACUGGAUGUGAACCUGACUGAUUUAACAAAGAUUGGUAAAUCACAGAAGUAUCUACUUAGUGUGGACGUGGAGGGAGGAAAGCUAGUGGUACAGAAGAAAUCCAAGGAUCCACAAGAGGACUGGAAUACGUUUACAUAUGAUAAGAUUCGGCAGUUGAUAAAAUCGCAACGUGUCCACAGCAAACUGGGAAUAGUGUUCGAGAAAGAGAAGGAUAAAACACAGAGAAAGGAUUUCAUCUUUGAAACUACAAGGAAACGAGAGGCCUUUUGCCAACUCUUGCAGCUUAUGAAGAACAAGCAUUCCAAGCAGGAUGAACCGGACAUGAUCUCUAUCUUCAUUGGCACUUGGAACAUGGGAAGUGCACCCCCUCCAAAAAUCUUGGCUUCCUGGCUGAUAUCCAAGGGACUUGGGAAAACUCUGGAUGAAACAACAGUCACCAUUCCACAUGACAUCUAUGUUAUUGGAACUCAGGAAAAUUCUGUCGCAGACAAAGAGUGGGUGGACUUCGUACGGGCCAGUUUGAAAGAAUGCACUGACUUGGACUUUAAACCGAUUGCAAUGCAGACACUUUGGAACAUUAAAAUUGUAGUCCUGGUUAAGCCGGAACAUGAGAACCGGAUCAGCCACAUCAGUACCUCAAGUGUGAAAACUGGAAUAGCCAAUACAUUGGAGGAAAAUCGAAAUGACCUGAAAGAGUUAUUGCAAUUCUAUUGGGAGAUAUAUGGGAAUACUCGGGAAAGUACUAAUCUAAUUAAGUAUGAUGUAGAGAUAGGAAAUGCUGUUCCAAUUAAGAAAUAUCCUCUCACAUUUAGCUGUCUAAAGCUGGCACAGGACAUACUCAAUUACAUUAACAGGAAAGAGUUUGAGCCUCUUCAGAAAGUUGACCAGCUGAACUUGGAGAAGGAGAAAAACAAAAUAUUUCUUCGAUUUUAUGAAGAGGAGAUCACAUUCCCUCCGACAUAUCGAUAUGAACGAGGAUCCCGGGACGUAUACGUUUGCCACAAACAGAAGCCCACUGGGGUCCGCACAAAUGUUCCAUCGUGGUGCGACAGAAUUUUGUGGAAAUCGUACCCGGAGACCCACAUCAUUUGUAAUUCAUAUGGUUGCACGGACGAUAUUGUGACAAGUGACCACUCGCCAGCCUUUGGCACUUUCGAAGUUGGUGUGACAUCACAGUUUGUAUCCAAAAAGGGUCUCUCCAAAACAUCUGACCAGGCUUACAUUGACUUUGAGAAUAUUGAAGCCAUUGUGAAAACUGCCAGCAGGACUAAGUUCUUCAUUGAGUUCUACUCUACCUGUCUGGAAGAAUUCAAGAAAAGUUCAGAAAAUGAUACGCAAAGCUGUGACAACAUCAACUUUCUGAAGGUUGGCUGGUCUUCAAAGCAACUCCCAACGCUGAAACCAAUUCUGUCAGAUAUUGAAUAUCUUCAGGACCAGCACCUCCUCCUCACUGUCAAAUCGGUGGAUGGUUAUGAAUCCUAUGGGGAGUGCUGCAUUGCAUUGAAGUCAAUGAUUGGCAGUACUGCUCAGCAAUUCCUGACGUCGCUAUCGCACAGAGGAGAGGAAACUGGCAACAUCCGCGGCUCCAUGAAGGUUCGGGUGCCAGCAGAGAGGAUUGGAACUCGGGAACGUCUUUAUGAAUGGAUUAGAGUCGACAAGGAUGAGACUGGAGCAACCAAAGGGAAGCCAGGAUGCCGAAUGAGCCAAGACUUCAAAGCGACGUCAAAGAAGCUGGCCUCUGCAGACAGUGUGGGAAUUCAGCUUGGGAAACCCCUGUGCGAAGAGGUGGAGAAACCCAGUUGUAUUGCCGUGGGGCGUGCACCAGCUCCACUUCCUGGGGCUGCUGCUGAAGACAGAUCAAAGCAGCAAGAGAUUUACUCUGAUGCAGAUGCUCUGUGUUCGAAGAAUAGCUUCAACAACCCAGCUUACUACAUCUUGGAGGGAGUACCGCAUCAGCAAGCUGCACUGCUGUCACCAGAGCACCAGGCUUCAGCCUUUCCCAAGAUAGGACAAAAAAACAAAAACCAGGCAACACUUGGUUCACAAGAUAGGAAACCUAAUCAUUCAGGACGCCUUUCGUUAGCGAGUGAGGAGGGAUCCCUGUCAGAUGACGAAAGUUCAAACCUUAAUCGGCCACCGCCCGAUUACCCCCCUCCUCCUCUCCCCAAGACGGUGGAUGUGGACAUGGUUGAUAAUCCUUUCUAUGCCUCCUCAAAGGAACUCCAGCGACUCAAAACCGGGCCAGCCAGGGACGAGCUAGACCUCAGGAACCCUGGUGCUAAGCACCGGACUUCCGCAGAAUCUUUAGAAGCCAAGGCCUCACUUCCGCCAAAAGCCCACCCUAAGCCGCAGCUGGUCUCCGGCACACCUCACUUGGCCAGCCCCUUUCUGGCUGACCAAUGCAAUACUCCCUACCAAGGCCUUGUCGAUGACCGAUCCUACUCCGCCCUUCAGAUGGCCAAGAGCCUCAGUGAGGUGGACUAUCAAGCGGGCAAGAUUGAGCCUAUACCAAGGAAUCCUCCACUACCGGUGAAAGGCCAGCUUCCCCGAGGGCUGCUCCCUGACUACAGCAGACCCAUCUCCUUCCCUUCACGCUCCAUAAAGGAGAGCAUCGAAGAGGACAUGGCUGAAGAGUCAUCGUGUCAAGCGAGCAGCACUAGCUCCAGUCUGUCUCAUGACUCCAGCGUAGGUAACUGGUUACGUCGCCUAGGCUUGGAGAGAUAUGAAGAUGGGCUGAUCCAUAAUGGCUGGGAUGAUUUAGAGUUUCUGAGUGACAUAACCAAGGACGACCUGGAUGAGGCUGGAGUCACAGACCCCGUACACCAGAACAUUCUCCUGGAGAGUUUACAGCAACUUGGAAAAUAGUCUGCUGGGAUUUUGACGUUUUUUUCAUUAUCACGAAAAAAGUGCCUUAGGGAGACUUUUUCAAAAAGUUGAUAUACAGUAGCUCUGAAACUCAAGCAAUAUUGAAAAAAGGAAAAUAUAAACCCAACUGACCUUUCUGGAUGAGGAAUGUGCUAACUCUCCUGAGCAGUGUUUGUACGACUGACUACAGCAGAGUACAGAGGCUGCCUCCUCUUCCUGCAUAUCCUGUUCUUUCACUCCUCUCUCCACACUGUUGAGUUUCUUCAUCCUUACAGUCCGUGCAAGGGAAUGUAGUGCGUUUUUGUUUCAUUCCGUGAGGAAGUGUUAAGUUAAACCUGUUUUCAUCAUGUUCGUCACAGUAAAGAAAUGCAGUAGCACAGAUCGCUCAAACCGGUGCGUCCUGUUAAUGUGGCUUCUGUAGUUCGUAGACAAGAGAUGGACAGUGCUGAUUCCUCUCACUGUGCAUUGUUUGCUUUAUUUUGAAGCACACCCUGUGGCUAAAAUCUAUCGGGGCCAGUUGCCCAGGAAAGGAGGGAGAAAAUGGUAUCUUCAGGGAAUCUAGAAAUUGCCUUCUCCUCCCUGUGCCUCAAAAAGCUCAUCAUUCCAUUCUGGGGCCCGGAGGAUGAGAUGCUGCUGACCAUCCAUUGGUAUUGUAUCCAUGCUGGAAUUGAGGAAAGAAGGGUCAGGUGUGACAGUGUGUGCAGUGGGAUAUCUCAGAAGUUAGGAUCUGAAUCCUAAGUGUUUCUCAAAAUAGGACCAAUUUGUUCUGAUUCUAGUCAAAUGGAUCCCAUUUAAUAUUUUGCAGAAUGGUGACGGUUGAGUGAGAGAGAGACUAGUCAAGGAGUAUAUGAGAAAAUGAGUUAAGAAUGUGCAGAUAUUUCAGCUAUUUGCUUUCAGCACUAAAGGGAAAAUCUUCUGUGCUCUGCAGUGAGAACUGGGCUGGAUGUAGAUCAGCUUCUGCUCUGCUAGAGGUAGAAGGAAGUCAGGAAAUGUUCUCAAUUUCUUCAAGUUAUUUAUUUUCCCUUGUGGUUAUAUUCUCACCAUCCUGCGGAGGGAGUGAGGGAAGGCAGCAAUCUGCUCGCUGGCCACAACCAGCCCUGCAAGUGAUCACAUACACCUCUUUACAGCAAGUAUCUUUGUACAACUGGUCACAGGAGUUGGCUCCUGUUUCCUGUGACUGAAACCAUAGGCUGGUUGUGUGUGUAUGUGUGUAUAUGUGUUGGGGAGUGGGGUUGGGGUAGCGGGAGGUAAAGAAGUCCAGGUCAGAUACCCUGGUUCCACUGCUGGGACUAGACAUGUCUGCUGAUUGGGUGAAGCAAGUUUGAACUGUCUCAGUGGUGUUUGUGGAUUUGACUGUGAGGUCAAUCAGUGCAAGUUUGGGGAGUGACCACGUGGGCCAGCUCCACUCUCCAAACUCUGUGUUUCCCAUCAGAUUGGGGCAGGCAGCGUUCCCUUAUCUGCAGGCUCUAGGCUUCUCCAGAAUGGUGGUAGGAAUCAGGACUCAACUGCAACCACUCAAUGGCCUGGCAGCUGAGCUCCAGCCGAGGAAUUAGAGAGAAUGUUAUUUCUGGCAAAUGGAAUAAGUGAGCAUUCCCACAGUUUUUUCCUUGUACAUGUUUUGUUUAGUCUGUUUUUUCUUGAUGGACCUGAAACCUGGAACAGCUGGUUCUGUUACUGUCUCAAGUUAUUUUUGCUUGCUGUGAGAUCAGUGUGUCCUGCCUAGAUUCCAUACCAGUGACAAUCAGUCAAACAUCAUCACUUCCUUCGGUGGGCAGUCUGUUCCAUCUCUGUCUCCAGACACUGAAUCCAGUCCAGACUGAGUUUCCCAGUAUUAGUGUUGACAGGCCCACCUUUUGCACAAGACCCUAAGUCCUGUCCGAUAGGUGUGAAAGAUCCCAUGGCAAUAAUAAAUGAUGAGCAAUUCACUUCUCCAUGAAAUCCAGGCCAAUAUUAACCAAAUCCUAAUCUAGAUUCGCCUGGUCAUUUCCUCAUUACAGUCUGUUGGACCUUGGGACAAUGUUUCCAAUAUCACAGCGUUUCCCAAUACCUCAUUGGCUAUUAAGUGCUUUGAAACACCCUGAAGUCACGAAAGGUGCUAUAGAAAUACAAGUCCUUGUUUCUUUCCACUUCAUCCCCUCAUUCACUUGCUCUCACUGUCUCUUGCCCAUCUCCCACAGCUCUUAUUGACAUUGCCAGAUUAACUGAACUGCCAUUAAUGAUUUAAAGGUUAAAUAGCAAACUCAAUAGAAUAACUGAAGGAAAAUUCACUAACUUUUGUUUUAAGUGCAAUUUGCAGCAUUAAGUAUUGAAUGGGUAAUUGGUACAGUUGUGAGAAGUGGUUUAGCAGUGACUGGGAACUUCUGAAUGGAAGAUCAAACUGUUCCUGAGGAUAUGAUUUAACAGCUUUUGUUUGUGGCGUACCAAUUCUGCGCAAGACCCUUUACUGAGAUGCAUCUAGUCUCUGGUUGCUUAGUCAUCCAAGGACACCUAUCUCGCCCCUGUACAGUUUGAGGUAAUUUCAUUAAAAGUGUCGCUUUACUGAGCUUCAUCUGACUUGCAGAUUUCUCAAACUGUAGCCCACCAAACACUGGACGAAGCGCCCACCAUGAGGUUCAGGCAGUAGACAGCCAUUCAGCCCCUUGGGCCUGCUCCAGCAUUGACAGAUCUGCAAUUUCAUUUGACUACCAUAGCUCCGUGUCCCUCAACACCCUAACCCAGCAAAAAUCUAUCUAUCUCGUACUCGAAAGCUCCAGUUGUAGGCAGGAGGUGAGGGAUCCAGAUUUUCACUGAUCAGUUGAGAAAACAACGUAGGAAGAAUUCUGAACACUCCAGGUUGCUGAACUGAUCUAUUUGCACUCUUGGCUUGUUGUUCUACACUGUCCAUUGUUAAGAAUAUAGUGACACUCAUUCUGUGCUGGUGCACGUUCUGUCAUUCAGAGGUGCUGAGCCCAACUCAAUGUAGGAACCUUGUUGUUUUCCUUCCUCAACCUUUCUCCAAGUAUUUGUUUUCAAAAUGAAAAAUGUCCUCAACUUUUUUAGAAUAAUUAUGCAAUAAGGCGUGUGAACUGCCAGAAGCCAAGAGCUUGUGUGUCUAGCCUUUGUUUAAUCUUAUCGUUUUUUUGCUUUUAAUGUAUUGUAACUGUGGCUAAUUGGAGGAGUUUUUGAAGUUGCUUUUAUCUGUGAUAUUUAAUGCAAUUAUGCCAAGUUUUUAUUUGUGGUGCCAUCCCCGUUUGCUCCGUCCCCACCUAAUCUCUCCUUGCUGUAAUGUGUGUUGGUGAUUACCACUGAGUUCCUGUUUAGCUGUGGCAUAGUGAUGGUAAGAACAGCAAGAGCAGAUGACAAGGACAUCCAUGAGUAUUUGUGUGCGUCUGUUUUUCUUUCAUUUAAGAUUUCGUAUUUUUAAUGAUUUAAUUAUGUCUGUAUAAUACUGUUUAAAACUAAAGUUCUUUUUAACAAUA
Messenger RNA from Rhincodon typus (whale shark), 6707 nucleotides. RefSeq names its product inositol polyphosphate phosphatase-like 1a (gene inppl1a). Gene Ontology annotation, biological process: phosphatidylinositol dephosphorylation. NCBI's taxonomy places the organism in Eukaryota, Metazoa, Chordata, Chondrichthyes, Orectolobiformes, Rhincodontidae. Gene Ontology annotation, molecular function: phosphatase activity; protein binding. Bases 1 to 3249 code for a protein of 1082 amino acids. The transcript has 23 exons. The record is from RefSeq and is a predicted model, not a curated record.